Camellia sinensis is the source of this 834-nucleotide messenger RNA. The record is from RefSeq and is a predicted model, not a curated record. Lineage: Eukaryota; Viridiplantae; Streptophyta; Magnoliopsida; Ericales; Theaceae.
AUGCCUAACCCGACUGGACCAGCUGAUGAGGUUGUCUCUAGCCCUGACCCAUCUGAAAACCUCCUGAUUGGCGAGAUCCUAACAUACUGGCUGACCCUGCUCUCUGUGGACAAAACUUCUUCAAAUGCCCUGGCUAACCAUACUGAUAACACGAUGGAGCCUGACCACUAUUCUGAGGUUGGCUUAAAGAACGAGCAAACGGAGACUGUGGCCCACCCUUUUGUCCACACUCCAAAGCUUUGUGACCCAGCUGGCUACAUCGAUAACACGCACCACGGGUUUAUCCUGUGUUCCCUGAACUUCUACCCAUCACAGAACCCGAAGACUUGCCCUAGACAAGCUGGAAACGAGGAAGGCAACCUCAAUAGGUUUUUCGAGGAUGUCGAGAAUGUCAAGGAAGACAUGAGAGACGUUAAAAAACUCUACAAGAAGUUGCAGGAAUCCAAUGAAGAGAGCAAAACUAUCCACAAUGCCAAAACCAUGAAGGAGCUUCGAGCCAGAAUGGACUCGGAUGUUAGCCAGGUCUUAAAAUGGGUCAAGGUCAUCAUGAAGAAGCUUGAAGGUCUAGAACAGUCUAAUGCAGCUCACCGUAAACUUCCCCGUUGCGGUCUAGGGUCAUCUGCGGAUCGAACUCGGAUUUCUGUAGUUAGUGGUUUGGGAAAGAAACUCAAGGACAUAAUGGAUGAUUUUCAAGGGUUGAGAGGCAAAAUGGCGGAUGAAUACAAGGAAACAGUGGAGCGAAGGUACUUCACUGUCACGGGACAGAAGGCGGAUGAAGACACCAUUGAGAAUCUGAUAGCAAGAGGGGAAAUUCUGAUAUAUGGUGUAGCGUAA